Messenger RNA from Pistacia vera, 3208 nucleotides. RefSeq names its product pentatricopeptide repeat-containing protein At1g74850, chloroplastic. The record is from RefSeq and is a predicted model, not a curated record. The coding region runs from base 137 to 2743 and encodes 868 amino acids. Lineage: Eukaryota; Viridiplantae; Streptophyta; Magnoliopsida; Sapindales; Anacardiaceae. The transcript has 4 exons. Gene Ontology annotation, molecular function: protein binding.
CUUGUUCUAACACUUAAACCCAACCCCCUUCUUCCCUGUAACUUUCCCGUUAAAAUUCGCUAGAAAAUCUCAACAGUCCACCCCAAAAGUUCAUUUCCUUUAUUUUCUCGAAGCCCAUGCAAGUUAUUUCACCAAGAUGACCCUCUCGAUACCCAAUCCUUCACUUCUGAAACCAGAUUUGAAGCCUUACCAAUUCAAUUUCCCCAUUCAACGGAGAUUCCUCUCCGGUGACAAACAACUCUUAUACGGACACCGGAUAUUCCUCGUUGGAGACCGGGGAUUCUCUUCCCUCGCCGUGAAAGUCCGAGCCAAGCCGAAAGAGUUGGUCCUCGGCAAUCCCUCUGUCGUCGUCCAGAAAGGAAAGUAUAGCUACGACGUUGAAACCCUAAUCAACAAGCUUAGCUCCCUCCCGCCGCGUGGCAGUAUCGCGCGAUGCCUCGAUUUAUUCAAAAACAAGCUUUCCUUGAACGACUUCGCUUUGGUCUUCAAGGAAUUCGCUCAACGCGGCGACUGGCAACGCUCGCUUCGUUUAUUUAAAUAUAUGCAGAGACAGAUCUGGUGCAAACCGAACGAACAAAUAUACACGAUAAUGAUAAGUUUGUUAGGGCGCGAGAAUUUGCUCGAGAAAUCGGCUGAGAUUUUCGAGGAAAUGCCCAGUCAAGGCGUGCCGCGAAGUGUUUUCUCUUACACAGCUUUGAUUAAUGCGUACGGGCGUCACGGUCAGUAUGAAACAUCUCUUGAACUCUUAGAGAGAAUGAAAAGAGAAAAGAUUUUGCCUAAUAUUUUGACUUAUAAUACUGUGAUCAAUGCUUGUGCGAGGGGAGGAUUAGAUUGGGAGGGUUUAUUAGGAUUAUUUGCGGAAAUGAGACAUGAAGGGAUACAACCUGAUAUUGUGACUUAUAAUACAUUGUUAAGUGCUUGUGGUGCUAGAGGUUUAGGUGAUGAGGCGGAGAUGGUUUUCAGGACAAUGAAUGAAGGUGGGGUAUUGCCUGAUUUAACGACAUAUAGUUAUCUCGUUGAGACGUUUGGGAAAUUGGGGAAACUAGAAAAGGUUUCGGAGCUCCUUGGGCAGAUGGAGGUAGGAGGGAAUUUACCGGAUGUAACAUCGUAUAAUGUGUUAUUGGAGGCGCAUGCGAAAAUGGGGUCGAUAAAGGAGGCCAUGGGAGUGUUUAGGCAGAUGCAGGCAGCAGGGUGUGUUGCAAAUGCUGCAACUUAUAGUAUUUUGUUGAAUUUGUAUGGGAGGAAUGGGAGGUAUGAUGAUGUGAGAGAGCUUUUCCUUGAGAUGAAAGCGAGUAAUACAGAGCCAAAUGCAGCUACUUAUAAUAUUUUGAUACAGGUUUUUGGAGAAGGUGGGUAUUUUAAGGAGGUGGUAACUUUGUUUCAAGAUAUGGCAGAGGAGAAUGUUGAGCCGAAUAUGGAGACUUACGAGGGUUUGAUUUUUGCUUGUGGGAAGGGAGGCCUACAUGAGGAUGUCAAGAAGAUUUUACUUUACAUGAAUGAGAGAGGGAUAGUACCAAGUUCCAAGGCAUACACUGGUGUUAUUGAAGCAUAUGGACAGGCUGCAUUGUAUGAGGAAGCGCUUGUUGCUUUUAACACAAUGAAUGAAAUGCAGAGCAGCCCAACUGUUGAAACUUUCAACUCAGUGCUGCAUACCUUUGCAAGAGGUGGACUGUACAAAGAGUGUGAGGCAAUUUUGUCAAGAAUGGGUGAGGCUGGUGUUUCAAGGAAUCGGGAUUCCUUCAAUGCUGUGAUUGAAUCUUUUAGGCAAGGAGGCCAGUUUGAGGAAGCUAUAAAGGCAUAUGUUGAGAUGGAAAAGGUGAGAUGUGAUCCUGAUGAGAGGACCCUUGAGGCAGUUUUAAGUGUUUACUGCUUCGCAGGCCUUGUUGAUGAGAGUAAGGAACAAUUCCAGGAAAUUAAAGCUUUCGGAAUAUUUCCCAAUGUUAUGUGCUACUGUAUGAUGCUGGCUGUUUAUGCAAAGAGUAACAGGUGGGACGAUGCCUAUGAAUUACUAGAUGAGAUGUACACAAAUAGAGUGUCAAAUAUCCACCAAGUAACUGGGAAGAUGAUCAAGGGAGAAUAUGAUGAUGAGUCUAACUGGCAGAUGGUAGAGUAUGUCUUUGACAAACUUAACUCUGAAGGUUGCGGUUUGGGAAUGAGGUUCUACAAUGCACUUUUGGAAGCACUUUGGUGGCUUGGCCAGAGAGAACGGGCUGCAAGAGUGCUUCAUGAAGCCACAAAGAGGGGUCUUUUCCCUGAACUUUUUCGUAAUAACAGACUUGUUUGGUCUGUGGAUAUCCACAGAAUGUGGGAAGGCAGUGCAUAUACAGCAAUAUCAGUUUGGCUCAACAAUAUGUAUGAGAUGUUCACAAGUGGCGAAGAUCUUCCUCAACUUGCAACUGUUGUUGUAGUACGGGGACACAUGGAGAGAAAUUCAAUCACACAAGAUUAUCCAAUAGCGAAGGCUGCUUACACAUUCCUGCAGGAUGUAUCACCUUUAUUUAAUUUCCCAGGAUGGAAUAAAGGAAGAAUUAUCUGCCAGCGGUCUCAACUCAAGCGAAUUCUGACAGGCAUAGAAUCAUCUUCAAAUGGGUCUACGAAGAAUAACAUAAUUACUUUAAGUAACUCACCCUUUUCUCCACCCAGAACACAAACAUCUGCAACAGAUGUAAAGAAUGAUCAACAUGAUACUUCUGCUUCUGAAACAAGAAAUACGAGAACAGAGCUUAUGACAAGCACAGUAUAAAUAGAUAUACAAAAUCCAUUCAUCAGUUUUCAAUGCUCGGAAGAUCUCUGUCUCCCACUUACAGUUGAAAGAAAGGGAACAGUUGAGUAUAAGAAUGUUGUUAUACCGUUUGAUGUUUGCAUGGAGGAAAAAAAUUAUGCUCGUGACAAGUUUGAUAUCAGCUCAUGCAGUGCCAGAAGCAGGUGAAAUUGCAGAGUGUUGAAGCUCAGGGCAUUAUUGUUUACUGGUCAAAUUUAAAGCAAGGAGAGCUUGGAUGAUGAAAGGGGUGAUGUAAAAUCUGGGAUGAAAGGUUUGGAAAUUUUAGGACUAAUCAGAAAAGAGAAAGCUCAUUGUUCACAUAUCAUGUACUUCAAUUUAGGUGUACAGGUUUCCAUGGCAAUGUUCUUAAUUUUAAUUCAACGACAAAAUUUUGUACUAAGACAAUAUUACGCUGACAAACAAAUUUUACAAACCUUUUUUUACUAA